GCAUUUUUGUUUAUUAAUGCAUUUGAAAAAAUAUUUUAAUUAGUUUCGCUGCAUGUUUAUACACUGCCAAUGGAGUCUUGGAUUAAACUUGGAAUCCGCCUCAACCAAUUCAUAUCUAUUAACAUAAUUAAAAAUUCCAUCAGAUUUUUAAAACCUAUGUUCCACGAGUAUUAAUAAUUGAAACAUUGUCCCAUUUCAAAGCAUUUUAAACAUCUGGAUAUAUUAAAGAGUGCAUGUUUGAUGCAACCGAAAUCUUGCAUAUAAAUAAUUUGUCAUGGGGAAUCUCUUAUUUGAUGUUACAAAAAAAAGCGGUCAUGAAAUUGGAAAACUUUGCAAGAUGUUUGGAGAGAACACCUCGCCAGCCGCCUUAGUAUGCAAAUCAAAAUGAGGGAAACAUCAUAUUUAUCUGGCGCAAUCCCAGCGUGGGGCGAUCAUUUGCUAAUUCUCUGAUAUUCAAAAGAGAUGGAAAGACCACACGCCAUUCCGAACAGCCUCCUCCCACGGAAGGCGGUGGGAAAAGCUGAGAAACCGCUGGGUCCCUGGAGGGAAACGUUCGCCUUUUUCCCCUGGAGAGCUGACAAUGGUUUAAUGGAUGGAACAGGAUUGCAGUGACUGGGGGGGGUGGCGAGAGCGUUCACUUGGCCUCUGCUCUUCCGCUGCCUCCUUAAAGAGAAGGAAAGGCAUUUGAGGGAAGAGCCUGUCGGAGGUGUUGACGUCUUGAGAGCGCUGUCAUUCCCCAGACGUGACACUCAAUGGUCAGCUUUCAUUUUUCGCCAGGCGGAUUAUCAUUUUAAACAUCAGCCCGUCCUUGCAGCAUCACUUUUCCUUUUGGGUGGUGGGUCGGAGUUGGAAGGUGUAUAAAGUGAGGGGAAAGAGAGGAGGGGAAGAGUUAUUGUCGAGUCUCCCAGGCGCUGUGCUGUGCAGCAAGGAGGGAGAGGCACUAGCGGCUGUGUGAGUGGACGGCAGAGUGCCCCCAAUGGGUUAACUGGGUGCCGGGGGCAGUCAGCAGAGAGUGAGGACACACUGCGAGAGCGACAGUGUUUACUGGCGGGAGACUGACUGACCACAGCAGCAGCGGCCGCUCACCAUGUGAAAACAACUGGACACUCAAACACUUGCUGUGAUCCAGAGAUUUCACCUCCACUCUGAAACUCCCACUCCCCCACCCCCUCAUCUGUUGGGGGGGGGAGGAAUUCUUUUCCUUUUGGAACUGGAAAGGAUUCAUCUGAUGUCGCCUCUUCACCCACGUGUCAGGAGGGCUCGCUGCUGAACCGUGUCUCUUUAUCCAGCCCCUUGCCCAAAAGAAAAACAAAACGCUCACUGUGUGUUUCCGAGGCCGAUCUGCUUGGACGAUGAAAGGCAGCAGACUGGCCAUCGUGACUGUCCUCCUGUGGCAUCAGCUAGCCCUCUGCAGGCAGGCGGUGGCUAAGAGAGCGCUGAGGAUAAACCAACGCACCGAACCCUACAACAGCACCCUGCAGACCAACAGCGACGAGGGCUCUUCCCUCCAGAUCCCCUCCUCCAGCCGGGAGGGUGGAGAAACAGGACGUGGACUUCUUCAUGACGUCCGAAGCCAGUGCCAGUCCAUGGUCAGCCAACAGGUGGCACCCUCGUUGCAGGGUGAGACGACCCAUCUCCCAGAAAAUCGAGAGCAUCGUCCAGUGGACCCACACUCAUCCUGGAUCAAAUUUGUGCAACGAGAUGGAGUCAGGAAAAACAAGAAGUGCAAAGCUAACCGGAAGAAAGUAUUGCCGAGCCUCUUUGGACCACCAGGACCUCCAGGACCCCCUGGACCCCCUGGACCGGCUGGAGCUGAGGUCACGCAGGAGUUCCUGCUGCGCGAGUUUAAAGAUAUGAUAAGAGAAGCAGCAGAGAGACGGGCAGCCAUUCUGACAGAGGUCCAUCCCAGUUUGAGUCCACCACCUUCUCUCCCAUUUGAAGACAUCCGUCCAUACAAAAGAGUAGAGGAAGCUUUUCACUGCAAACUGAAAGGGAUAGUUAUUGUGGACAAGAGGACCCUCUUAGAGCUUCAGAACUUCCAGGCGCCACUUGCAAAAGGUGCAUUCCUGAGAGGAUCUGGAAUGAAUGUGUCGACUGGGAGAUUUACAGCCCCAAUAACUGGCAUCUACCAGUUUUCUGCCAAUGUACACAUCGAUCACAGUGAAAUGAAGAGCAAAGGACCACUUCGUCCAAGGGAUAAUGUGCGAGUUCUCAUUUGCAUCGAGUCCCUCUGCCAACGGAAUACUUCCCUCGAAGUUAUAGUUGGGCUGGAAAGCAACAGCAAAAUAUUCACAGUCAAUGUGCACGGGCUACUUCAGUUACAGGCUGGCCAAUAUACCUCUAUAUUUGUGGACAACAGUGCAGGAGCACCCAUUUCUAUCCAGAGUGGAUCAGAUUUUAUGGGAAUACUUGUUGGAGUAUAGCAAGUCAUAUCCUCUUUUGAAGAAAUUAACUUUGAUGCCAACUUUAACGUUAGAAUUCUGCUCUUUUUAAAAAAAACGUCAGUGAUGGAAUAAUUCAAGUAACUGUUGACAUGAAGAAAGGCUGGUGGGAUUUUACCUUCAACAAUUGCUACCUUUUGUUCCCUGCCUCAUUGUUCUUUCAUCAGUCUUUAAGAAAUCCAUAUUGGUUAGAACUUCAAAAAAAAUACGCAGUGCCACGCUCAGUGGCAGGUUGUCAUCUGCAACACUGGACUGCAAAAUGCUAAAGUGAUUGUACAUAACUUUCCUUCAGGCACAGCAGUAGAAAGGUUAAACAAGACAUGCAAAUUGAAGCUGUUAUUGCCUUGCUAAUGGUAAAGCUCCUCACAACAACAAAAAAAUUAAUUUUAUUGAUUAAAUAUCAUUGUAAUAUUGGAAUGUUGAUUCUACAUUAUUGUAUGCUCAGUGAUAUAGUAUCUUGCAGCUUUAUUAAUGGCUCAUUGCUGCCCAGCAAUUUUGAGUUGUUUCAGUGGACACUGGGUUACUGGUAUGACUUUUGGAUUCACUAGCACACCUACUAAUUGUGCAGAAACUCUAAGCUGCACAUGGGAAAGGAGAGAAGAAACCCUACAUUACACACUACAACUUGAACGAAAAUGUUGUGGUUCACAAUGCGAAUGUCCAGAUUAAAGAGGAUUUGAUUGAUGACAAACAUUGGUAUUUGAAAUGAGCUAUGAGAUGUGUAACCGUGUACAGAGUUGAGAGAAUGUAAGGGGCAAAUUCCUCGAUUUGGAAGUGGACUUGCAAGCAAGUUUUAUUCCUAGCAUUUAGACUUGUGACACUCUGGUGCAAUUUCAAGCAUUUUUGAAGCCAGACUUUGACAUAUUACAUGUACUUAUACAUAUAUAUAAGGUCUUGUGUUAUAUGUGUACCCUGCUGAAACUUUGCUAUGUAAAUAAUUGCAAUGGAACACUGAGUACCCCAGAGCUGUUACCUGUGAUGCUACUAGAUGGCACAGUACUCAAAUGGAAAUUUCAGUGUUAAAAUACACCACUCUUGAAUGGAAGCACAAUUAAUAGACAUAGUAUUGUGGCCCCACAAAUUACUUCUACUGAAAAAUAUUUGUCGAAAGCAAAGUCCACAUUUUUUCUUCAUAACUGAAGUUACUAAUAUCCAUACUAAAGGUUGCAAUCAAAUUUUACAAAACAUUAAAAAUGGCAUAACAAUUCCCCACUGAAUUGUCUUUAUAAAACCUUCAUUAACUUCUUUGUAAACUUUGAAACCUCAAGAGCUGGGUCACUUUACCAGCCGGCUGUCUAACUUGUUAUUAGGCUUAUGUUGCACAUUAACACUGGGGUAUAGACCCAGAUAAAUCAAAUUACCUUUCUAUGCUGUAAAUUCAAUACACUUCUGAACGUAUAUAACUUGCAGUUUCAUAGCAUGUAAUCUUGUACAUAAGCAGGGGUUGAAAGAAAAGGUACAGUCCUCUGACGAUUGGAACAUUUGAGAGUGUGCUUGAUUUAAAAAACUUGGAAAGCUACAACUGAAUUCUUAAAGGUUUUAUUGCAGACAAACUUUUUUUUAAUGUAAAUUAGUGAUUGAUGUAAGUAGCAUCCUUUCAGAAAUAGCUGCCAUUACUUACAGUGAAAUUUCAUUGUCACUUGCUUCUCUGCAACUUUUAUUUUGCCAGCUACCAAGUGGGAUUACUCCAUUGAUCCAUCUUUUGUACACGAGUCUACUAACUAUAAAGCCGUAUGACCUCUGACUCAGUGUGAGAAAUCCCACAGGACAUUACCAAAUAAUGUGUGUCAAGUGCAAAACCUCCUAUUGUCACACUUACUAAGCCCAAGUCUUGCUAUUCUUCUGCUUUCAAACAGAGUUCAGUGUGAAUGCCAGGUUGAGUGUAAAAUUGGGCAGGUGUAACAGGUGGAGUGCCACAGGGAUCAGUGCUGGGGCCACAAUUUGUUGAGGAAAGUAAAUGUUCUUUAGCCAAGUCUGAUGUGCGAAGGCAUUUGCUGAGGAUGUCACAAAGAGUCUGCAGAGAUAUAUAGACAGAUUAAGUGUGUAGCCACAAGCUUGGCAGAUGGGGGAAAAAAGUGGGAAAAUGUGAGGUUAUGCACUUUGGAAGGAAGAAUAUGUAUGCUGGAUAUUAUCUAAACGGAGAAAGCUGCAGCACAGAGAGAUUUGGGAAUCCUCGUGCAAACAUCUCAAAAAGCGAACAUGCAAGUUCAGCUGGUAAUAGGGAAGGCAAAUGAUAUGUUGACCUUUAUCUCAAAAUGGAGUGUAAAAAUAGGGAAGUCUUGCUAAAAUAAUCCAAGGCACAAAUCAGGCCACAGCUCGAAUACUAUAAACAGUUAGGGGCUCCCUAUCUAAGGAAAGAUAUCCUGGCUUAGAAGCUGUCCAGAGCAUGUGCAGUGAACUGAUCCAGGCGUGGAGGGACUGUCUUAUGUGGAGAGCUUAAGUAGGUUGGAUCUACAUUCAUUGGACUUUAGAAGAAAGAGAGGCAGCCUUUUUGAGAUAUACAUAGGGUUCUGGAGAGGCUAGAUACAUAAAGGUUGUUUCCCCUUGAAGGAGAGGCAAAGACCAGAGGGCGUCAUCUCACAAUAAAGGGUUGCUCUUUCAAAACAGACAGGAGGAGGCAUAUCUUUUCUCAGAGGGCAGUGAAUUUAUGAAAUGCUUUACCACAGCGAGCUGUUGAGGCUGGCUCAUUGAGUAUAUUCAAGGUCGUGAUAGAUUUUUAAUCAGUAAGAGAAUCAAGGUUUCUGAGGAAAAGCAGGAAAGUGGUGUUAAGGAUUAUCAGAUCAACCAUGUUCUAAUUGAAUGGGAGAGCAAACUGGAUGGCUUGAAUGGCCUGCUUCUGCGCUUUCGUCUUAUGGUCUUUUAGGGUGUAGAGCGGGUGUAUGAUCCAGAACUGUUCUGUUCCUGGUUUAUUUAAAAUCAGGACUUUAUUUUCAAAUGGCUGCUUCUUGUAGCUCCAUUCUGUCACCCGACUCUUGACCGUGAUGUAAAGUUCUGUUUUCAAUGUGUUAAUCCUUCCCUGACUCAUGCUAAAGCCUGUUGUGGGUUAUGUAUUUGAAACAUCUCUCUUUGGUUGAGCCAAUGAGGAUUCCCAGCGAUCUGCUGGGAGGAAAAUGGUUCAUUUAUUUCCUGUAGCCAAGCUGUUGUGGCCCUUUAGUGUUGGCUGGAAACAACACAAACAUGAAAUGGUUUUGCCACGAGGUUAUAUGCGAUGAGCUUGGUAGUCAAUUAACAUGAACAGGUUUAAUGUUGGCCCUGCAAUGGGAGCUGCGGUGUCAGCUCAAUGUUAAACUCUAUGCCAGUUUCAUGCUGUAUUUAGAUGCUAGCUCCAAUAUCAACGUGAAAGGAGAAAACUUUGCCUGAAUGCUGCAGUGACAUUGUCAGUAGAACAGCCUUGAACUGACACCGCAGUUACAAAUGCACCUCAAAUUUCAUUGUCAGCGUUGCACUGGCCAUAUCCCUAAGCACAGUGGCUUCAGUCUUCAGUUGUCAGAUAGUCUGCCUGCAAAUUCCCAGUUAGAAACACAGGUUCCAUUUUGUAUUUUCCCCCUCUGGACAUGAGCUGGCCUCAUGUCCAGGGUCCCAGCUCUGAAUGAGCCAGACUUGGAACAGCAUUUAACAUUUGUUCUUCAGCUAUGAGCCAAUCUUGCCCCAAGUCUCCAUCUGUACAGAAUAUGAAGGUCGGUGAACAAUUUUUCUUUUUGCUUUUCUGGACUUGUAACUGGGAAUUACAAGUAUUCAUUAUCUGAUGUGUUUUUGAGACAAGGAUUGGAAAGAGAAAUCUUGCUGUCCUGUCUGUGUUUUCCUCAAUCUAGCAGCCUUGUCUGUGAUUUGCAUUAAUAGGUCUAGUUCUGAGGGGGGUUUUUUUCUGUUUGUUCCCAAAGUCUCUAUUUGCUUCUAAGUUCCCUUCGCUGUUUGUUCCUAAGUCUCCCUCUGCUGCUUUGUGUAUAAGUCGACUGUGUUGUUUAUAUUCUGUUCUGGUGUUUGGUAAAUCAUCUUCUCAACUUUCAACUUCCACCUCUGGCUGCUAAUGCUCCCAUAUCACAUAAAACCCAUUUCCUGGUCUUCUUGCCCCAUCUCCCAAAAUGCAACUCAUUCUAAAACAGCAUUCAUUGCUCGAAGAUUUCAUAACCAUGCCCCACAUCUUCCAAAUCUAGCAUCAGCUUCCCACAACCAUCGUACACACUACUCCCACAUCCUGUUUCUUUCAAAGUGUUUUUGGAAAAAAAGGCACACUGAAGAUUCUUACAGGAUGAGGCCACAGUGUCUGUUAAUCCACUAAUUACACACUGUUAAAUUCUGCAACCAACCCAGAAAGCUCUUACAUUUUGGGAGAUAAAAAUAGAUUGUUGUAGUCCAAUCUUUUGAAACAGUCUGAGGCCUCAGAGCCCAAACCCUUCAUCAAAGAGAUCAUGGGCACAGAAUGCAAUGUCGGAGCUAAUGUUAAUCAGAAAACCCAAGCUUUUAAAACUCAUUUUAAAUCUUUUAAUUUGGACAGUGUAGAUCUCAGCUACUGUUUAACAGUGAAAAAGCCUUUGGGUGAUUCAAUUAUGUCACUGUGAGAGCCUCAGAAAGCUGUUUGCACACUCGAACUCAAUUAUCCAUGUUUACAUAUUGAACAGAAAAUGAGGCUGUGGAUAGCUUGUCUAUAUACCGAGGUUGGAAUACAGGAUGGGCAAAUAUAACUCAGGCCCUUUUCUAAAGUUAGGCAUCCCAUCCUUUUACCUAAUAUUUAGAUAUUAUUUAAAUGAUUAGCCUGAUCAGUUUGUGUUCCCAAUCUACCAUUGGCCAUAUUGGAUUUGGGUGGCAGCAGUGGGGCAUUUUGUUUUGCAUGAGGGCUAGCCGUCUUGAGUUUUGUUAACGAUGUGCCUAUGGCCACUGUUUACUACUGCUGGAAUUACCAACCCCUACCUGCUGAGGUACAAAGGCCGUGCUGACGUCCUCCCCACUACCUGUCCCAUUAGCCCAUGCCCUUCUCCCUCUGUGUUAAGGACCUAAAAAAGUGUACCUGUCUUUGAAAAUUCAGAACACUUUCAAAUCCAAAUCCCCAGGCGGUAAAGGAUCCCGUUACAUCUUUUGGCCUGAACAAUAUUUAUUCUUCAAUCAGCACAAUUCAAAUAGAUUAUCUUGUUCUUAUCAAGUUGUUGUUUGUGGGAGCUUGCUGUACAAACUGGGUGCAAGUUUCUUACAUUAGAACUGUGAUUCCAUUUUAAAAGUACUUAAUUAGCCGUAAAGUUCUUUGGAACAUUCUGAGGUUGUGGAAGUUUCUGCACAUGCACCUUUUAAUGUAAAAGCAAGUUCUUGAUUUUUAUUCAUCUAGACCCCAGAGCUAGUCAGCUUUAUCCAGGCUACUUUGAUGGCCAAUAUAGCUCACUUCUUUGAGGUUUCCAAUAUUAAGUCAGAUUUAAUCUGAGUCACUGAAUUAGGAACACCUAGUGACAAAAGACCCCGAUAUCCAAUUUUGCAACACUCAGGAAGCCAGUCUUGGUUGGGAAUCCCUGCCUGAUUUACAGUGGGAGUCUGACCAAGCCUAAUGGGGGGAGAUUUAAAGUAAUUGUGUGUAGUUAUUUUACAAACCUAUGACAAUUUAGGAUGGAGAGGAGUCAAACUGGUUUGAGAGCAGGGAGCAAGGAUUUCUCUGUGUCACAGGCUAAUAAUUGAAACCCACCACAGUAAGCAUGUAUAAUACCUGCAUGAUAAUUUACGUGAGCAUUUUCCAUUAUAAUUUAUGACAUGGAAGUUUAUAAUGGAUGUGCAUGCAGGCAUAUGAUUAUUAAUGUAUUAUAAAUAGAUAUAUUUAUUCUGCAUACAAACAUAAGCACUAUACAAACAUACAUAAAGUUGUUUAAAUAUGCUGUUAUAUAUUUUAAAGUUGGUUUAUUCCUGAACUUCUUUAAUUGUACAAAAUAUUUUAAUUAUGUAGUGUUUCCUAUUUUUCAUUCCACACACUUCUGAUUCUAUAUAACCUCUCAUUAUCAUUUUUACUCAUCAUUUCAAUUAUCCCCAACAGCCUAAAUAUGCCACCAUAAUAAAGUAUUCACCAUUAUAACAUUAAAAUUGUCAUGUGUUGUAAUGAAAAAUCCAAUGUAAACAUUCCCACACAAACGUCACGAUAAAAAGACCUGGUACUUCUUACCUUUUGGUUCACUAUAGCUAGAAUUCCAAUGAUUACCUAUGGGUGUAGGAAGGGGGUGAAAUUUGCCUCUUUACACAAAACAGGCUUGACUCCAGUCGAAUAGAAAAUUAAAGAUCUUGUAAAAUGGGGGUUGAUUCACAUUGAACCCAUUUAGCAUCACUGGUACAUAUUCAUUGCAACUCUUUUGCCCCAUUCUAAUCAUUCAAGCUUUUUAAACACAUCAUUGCAAGUUCAAAACAAAAGGUGACAACUUCUUAAAUUCCUUUUCUUUCAACAAAUCGAUCAAACUUAUUCUGAAAAUAUUGCCGACUGCAAAAUCCCUUUUUGUAAAUGAAAUUUCCAAUGUCCAAAAUAAGGCUAUAAAUAAUAAAAGGGUUUGAAUUGUU
Messenger RNA from Chiloscyllium plagiosum (whitespotted bambooshark), 8960 nucleotides. RefSeq names its product C1q and TNF related 12 (gene c1qtnf12). Lineage: Eukaryota; Metazoa; Chordata; Chondrichthyes; Orectolobiformes; Hemiscylliidae. Gene Ontology annotation, molecular function: hormone activity. The record is from RefSeq and is a predicted model, not a curated record.